CCGCGCCGCGCAGCGCCGCGAGCCAUCGCCAUGCUGUUCGGCGAGCAAGACGUGCUUGUGUACCAGGAGGCGGUGCUGGCGCGGCGCGGCCACCGGCUCGGCUGCCGCGCCCACCCGCUCUCGUUCGUGCGCCCUUUCCCCGCGCACAGCGGCUACUACCUGCGCCUGCUGUACGGACGGACCCGCAGCCCUGCACCGCUGCCAGCGAUGACGAUCGAGGAGUGCUCCAGCCCGCCGGCCGGCGGCGCCACGCGACGCAAGCCGGACGCGUGCGUCAAGCGGUCCCGCAUCACCACCGGGUACGAGUUGAGCCAGGACCUGGCCGAGCGGCAGGUGGCCUGCCUGGAGCGGCGCUACGGCGGCCGAUGCGCGCGCCGCGCCGCCACCACCAUCCAGCGCGCCUACCGCCGGCACGCCCUCACCAAGACGUUCCGCGCCAUCACCUCCACGGCGAAGACCGAGAAACGGCUGUCGCGCCGCUUCGAGCUGCCGGACGGCUGGCCGCCACCGCCGCCGCCUGCGCCCGAGCCGACGCCGGCGGCGGCGGCGCCGCUGCCGGCAGUGCGAGGCGGCGCCAGCCUCAACUGCAGCCUGGAGAACGAGUCGGACCUAUCCGACCGCGAGUACCAGAGCUACGGCUACCUGAACGAGUCGACCUACAUCGGCGAGUACCUGGCGCCGCGGGUAGACGCCCGCGACGCGUCCGCCAGCCCGCGACGCGCGGCCGCCUACCAGGUGAGAUCGGAACGCGGCCGGACCUGUGAGGGGUCGGGAUGGCAGGCGGGGCUGGCGGAGUCCGCGUCACCCCGGCUGGGUCCGAUGGACCGGCUGUGUGGAGCUGCGAUGAGCGCCUCGCUCGAGCUUGAUGUUGCACGUAAUGGCCUGGAUGAACGCUGGGCGGCGAGCAAUAACCGGAAGCGCUCGCCAUUCAACGGGCGUUCGUCGAGCGGCCGGCGGCCGGCGGCGCGGCCCGCCUGCGAGGUGGACGGCAGGGAGCCGGCGGAGAGGGCCGGCCGCGCCACUCAGACCACCUCCUGCAAGGUGCCGGAGAUCGUGCGGAAACGCCAGUACCGGGUCGGCCUGAACCUCUUCAACACGAAGCCGGAGCGCGGCAUCGACUACCUGAUCGGGCGCGGCUUCCUGGACGAGUCGCCGCACAGCGUGGCCCGGUUCCUCAUCACCCGCAAGGGCCUGAGCAAGCAGAUGAUCGGCGAAUACCUGGGCGACCUGCAGUCACCGUUCAACGCCGCCGUCCUAGAGGCAUUCGUGCAGGAGCUGGACUUUUACAACAUGCAGCUGGAUACGGCGCUGCGGAAGUUCCAGACCUACUUCCGCCUGCCGGGCGAGGCGCAGAAGAUCGAGCGGCUCAUGGAGGUGUUCGGCCAGCGUUACUGUCAGUGCAACCACGAGUUCGUGGCCAGCCUGAAGACGCCGGACACCGUGUUCGUGCUGGCGUUCGCCAUCAUCAUGCUCAACACGGACCUCUUCACGCCCAGCAUCAAGGCCGAGCGCAAGAUGAAGAUGGAUGACUUCAUCAAAAACCUGCGCGGCAUCGACGACGGCGCCGACGUGGACCCGCAGCUGCUGGCCGGCGUGUACGAGCGGGUGCGUGCGCACGAGUUCCGUGCCGGCGCCGACCACGUGACGCCCGUGCUCAAGGUCCAGCAGACCAUCAUCGGCAAGAAGCCGCCGCUGGCGCUGCCGCACCGCCGUCUGGUGUGCUACUGUCGCCUGUACGAGGUGCCCGACGCGUCCAAGAAGGAGCGGCCCGGCGUGCACCAGCGUGAGGUGUUCCUCUUCAACGACCUGAUGCUCGUCACCAAGAUAUUCAGCAAGAAGAAGAACGCCAUGACGUACACGUGCCGGCAGAGCCUGCCGCUGGCCGGGCUCAGUGUGUCCGCCUUCGAUCUCUCGUACUACCCGUUCGGCAUCCGCCUGUCGCAGCGCGUCGACGGCAAGGUGCUGCUCACCUUCAACGCGCGCAACGAGCACGACCGCACCAAGUUCUGCGAGGACCUGCGGGAAAGCAUCCUCGAGAUGGACGAGAUGGAGGCGCUGCGCAUCGACGCCGAGCUCGAGCGCCAGAAGGCCAGCAGCGCUCGUGGCAGCCGGAGCUCGGAGAACCGCGACUCGGGCGUGGCCGACGUGGAGGAGGUGUCGGACGGCUCGGCCAAGUCGGCGUCGGGCCUGAAGCGGGCGGCGCUCUCCAACUCGCUGCUGGACAUGACGGAGGCCGGCGGCCGGCCGCAGCGGCGCGGCAGCGUCGGCUCGCUCGACUCGGGCAUGUCGGUCAGCUUCCAGUCCAACAGCACGGCGUCGGUGCAGGCCGGCAGUCCGCCGCGGCCGCCGGGCGCUCUCCGCCUCCCCUGAGGCGUGCUGGGCGCGGCCGGCGCCGGCGGCUGCCGCUGACUGCUGCUGUCGACGGCCGCUGCUGACGGCGUGGGCAGCUGAUGCUGGCCAUCCGCUGGUCUGCAUCGCGGUCAGCAGCUGGUGCUGGUCCGGCCGCUGCGUCGGCCUGCUGCAGUGGGGUCCGCACAGCGCAGCGAGCGCCUCUGCCCAGCAGGUCCGGACGGGCUGGGCGGAGGGCCUAGCCAGGGGUUCACGCUCGUUGAGGCGACACUGCCUUUGUAGGGGACGAUUUAUCAUUUCAUAUUGAGUCAACUAACCACAUUCUAGUCUAUAUGCGUGGUCGGUCGAGCGUGAGUCUUUCGAGGGGGACGAAUAACUGUGUACAUACGACCAACCGCCGAGAGAUCCGUAUCACGUAGGAGUAGGUGGCUAGUGGCCAAAUAUGAUCAUUAUUUUGAUAUCUAUUCCAGACUUAUUUGUUACAUUGUGGCCAUGUGAUGGUGUUGCCCGCCUUAUUUUACAAAUAAAUGAUGUUUAAAU
This is a messenger RNA of Pollicipes pollicipes, 2889 nucleotides long. RefSeq names its product IQ motif and SEC7 domain-containing protein 2. Gene Ontology annotation, molecular function: guanyl-nucleotide exchange factor activity. The transcript has 11 exons. Bases 31 to 2370 code for a protein of 779 amino acids. The record is from RefSeq and is a predicted model, not a curated record. Gene Ontology annotation, biological process: actin cytoskeleton organization; regulation of ARF protein signal transduction. Lineage: Eukaryota; Metazoa; Arthropoda; Thecostraca; Pollicipedomorpha; Pollicipedidae.